Messenger RNA from Hansenula anomala, 859 nucleotides. RefSeq lists its product as uncharacterized. The record is from RefSeq and is a predicted model, not a curated record. Gene Ontology annotation, cellular component: DASH complex; mitotic spindle. Gene Ontology annotation, biological process: mitotic cell cycle. The coding region runs from base 189 to 617 and encodes 142 amino acids. The transcript has a single exon. Lineage: Eukaryota; Fungi; Ascomycota; Saccharomycetes; Phaffomycetales; Wickerhamomycetaceae.
AAGCUGAAAUAGCUGACCGGUACAAGAUGUCUAAUGAGCUACUACCCACUUUCGAGCAGUUAAAAUCAACAAUUGAUACAACGAAGGAACAAUCUUAUCUUUCACCAAGCAACCGUGCUAAAGCCUUGGAACAUGAAUUGGAUCAACUUGAACAGAUAAAUUCCACCAUUGAUAAUGUCAUAAGCUCUAUGGAUGCGACUUCUUCCCAUAUAGAUACCGUCAUUUCCACUACAGACUCCACAGAUAAGUUGCUAGACCUUUGGAUCAAGAUUUUGUCCCAAACAUCAUACACUACUGCAUUGUUAAAUGAUAAGAGUUGGAAAGGAGUUACACAACAUGAAGAAGAAUAUGCUUCACAAUUAAGAAAGUUUGAAGAGUUGAAUAAAAAAUACACCGCUGAAAAGCAGAGAAGGGAACAAGAGAAAGAAUCUCAAAGACAGAAAAGACAAGCACUCGAGCAAAGAGCUAAAGAACGCGAAGACGCCCUGAGAAGACGUGUUUAUGGUAAUUCAUCAACUUCUACAAGAGGAAGUUCAGUUACAAGAAGAGGAACUACAAGUUCGAGAAGUGCUAGUGUUAGAGGGAGAGGAACCACAAAGGGGACUGUUAAAAGAUAAUUCUCCACUAUUUGUGACUCAUUGAUGAUAUGAGUUAUAAGGAUGUACAGAUAUACAGUCUAGUGAUGUUGAGCCUGAAGAUUAUGGGUGCUAUGUGACAGUUCAUAUUUUGCUUCAUGACUCUUAGUUAACUCAUUACAACUUGAUCCUAAGAACUCCCUAGCUUGUUAGAUACAUGGAAUGUUGAGGCAAGAAUCAAUAGGCAGGAUUUGACCUUGGUAGUCAUAUUAACGGAGCACUUG